Messenger RNA from Cladophialophora carrionii CBS 160.54, 1281 nucleotides. RefSeq lists its product as uncharacterized. The transcript has a single exon. The coding region runs from base 1 to 1281 and encodes 426 amino acids. Gene Ontology annotation, molecular function: GTPase activator activity. NCBI's taxonomy places the organism in Eukaryota, Fungi, Ascomycota, Eurotiomycetes, Chaetothyriales, Herpotrichiellaceae. The record is from RefSeq and is a predicted model, not a curated record.
AUGCCGCCACCAUUUACCUCGCAGUCGUCUUACAAGUCGGGCCAUCGAGGUCUCGACAUGUUCUCACCGGUCGAUCAGAAUGGGAGUUUUUGUUUUGAUCGUGUGAUCAAGAGUGGAAAGGUGCAUCGACGGGUCAAGAACAAAGGAGCAUGGAAACCCUCGUGGAAACAAGCAUACCUGGUCCUCCGCCCAAACCUUCUCUCUGUCUACCAGAACCCAGAUGAGACCGACCUGAAGGCUUCCAUAACCUUGUCCGAAGUCACGGCUGUGGCCCGGGUACGGAAGGCCCAUACCGACCAUGUUUUCGGCGUCUUCUCCCCUUCCAAGAACUACCAUUUUCAAGGAGCUUCCGAGGCAGACACGGAGGAUUGGAUUGCGCAUAUUCGCCUGGAAUCAAGGAUGGACGAGGAUGACGGCUUGGAUCUCAAGGCACGGCAGUUCUCAAGCAAGCAUCCUGACCAGUCGAAUACAUACGAGUCUACCGACAUAUCAGCUGAUGAGAUGCACCGUGCCCCUGGCUCUCCAGAGGGUCAUUCAGCCACGACGCAGAAUAGAACACGCACUGGCUCAUUACUCGCAGGCCGACAAAGAGCUCACUCUACUCUGCAAGAAUACUCCGGCAACGAGCAAUUCACAACAUCCCAUUCCGACUUCUCAGACACUCUUAGCAGUUCACUGCCGAAGCAUUCUUCUACUUCACUCUCGAAACAGCCUGUCCUCACUCCCAUCGCCUCAUCCGGCCACCUGGCCGAGAAGCUCAACCCGACCGCAACCACAACAUUUACUCAACCUCCACCACCAACCCAUUCCGACUUGGCAGGCACCACAGACCCUGAACGCGUCGUUCGCCAGGGCCACCUCCAAAUUCUCAAAUCGCGCAAGACUGGCGUCAAGGGCUGGAAAAGUAUCUGGGUGGUGCUCCGGCCCCGAAGUCUUUCCUUCUACAAGAAUGGCGCCGAAUAUGCGGCUGUCAAGAUCCUCCCUAUGCACACCAUCGUCAAUGCCGCCGAGAUUGAUCCAAUCAGUCGAAGCAAGAGCUUCUGUUUUCAGAUCAUCACGGAUGACAAGACUUAUCGAUUUUGUGCGCCGGACGAGGAGGAGUUGGAUCGAUGGCUCGGCGCGAUCAAGAGUGUGUUGGCAAGGAGGAACGAAGCGGAGAAGGCUGCCGUUGCCAAAGCCAUGGAGAAGGAACUUCGGAAAGAGAAAGGGAAAGGAAAGGACAAGGGCAUUGUCGAGGCAACAGCCAACUUGACCCUGAGGGCGACGCCCCAAGCCGUCUGA